AACACCAGUACUACAAAACACUGCUUUAAUAAUAACAAAAAAACAGUGAUGAUUCAAAAUUUCCCUUGUAUCAAGGCCCCCUUUGAAACACUGUUUUCACCUUUGAUCUCAUUCUUCUUUAUUGGAUUCCUAGACCUGCAGCCUAAUCAAUCAACCUCUUUCUAAAAAUCCCAUUUUUCUCACAUGCAAUCUUCAAGUCUUGGCAGCAUCAGAAAUGGUUCAGUUGAGCCCCAGAGUUCACUCAAAUUCAGGGCUAAAAACAAGAGUCCCUUUAUGAUGAGGGCCCUUGGAGGGCUUGGGUGCAAGGGGCACUCAUCGUCGGCAGCGUCGGCUCCGGCGGUGAUCCGGUCGGCGGCGGAGUGGGACCCUGCUAACCAAGGGAGGAGGGAUAAAAAGAAUAAUAAUAGGAAGAAGAAGAAGAAGAAAACAUCAUCGGCGGCAUUGGGUAAUGGUAUUAGGAAUCCUGCUGCCAAUGUAGUUGUAGAUGUUCCUGAUGUCUGCUGUGCCCCUCCUGGGAUUGGUUCUGUUUCCGAUGUUCUUCCUAGACCAAGAAACAACACUCAGAGACCAAAUCACAGACAGCAUUCUCGUUUACAUCGAAGAGCUGCAACCCAAGAAGAAAGUCAAGAAACCUCUGCACUGAACUUGUCACCAUCUUCUGAUGCAAUUAGCAACAGAAACCAGACAUUUAGUACUAGGAAUUAUCCAGUGUUUCAUCAUCAUUCUCCUGGAGGAGGAAUAUCUGAGAUUGUGAUACUAAGACAGAACAUCCUGUAUGCAAGAAAUGUUGACAGAUAUGAUCAGUAUGGAGAUUGGAGACUUGAUGUGGAUCAUAUGGGCUAUGAGGAACUGCUUGAAUUGGGUGAUAGGAUUGGUUAUGUGGGCACAGGUCUGGGAGAAGAGAGGAUACUUCAAUUCCUAAAGAAAGUUAAACACUCAAAUCCUGAGGCCAUUCCAUUGCUUAAUUCCAACUAUGACAAAGACUGGAAGUGCAGCAUUUGUCAAGAGGGAUACAAAAGAGGUGAUGAAGUGGGAAGGUUGGAGUGUGGGCACUACUACCACAUACACUGCAUCAAGCAAUGGCUUCUCAACAAGAAUGUAUGCCCUCUUUGCAACAACUCUGUUGUAGAUGACAACUGACACUCCCACACUUUUUGCUUUUUUGCCUUAUUCUUCAUCUUAUUUCUCCUUAAAUCUUUUCAUUUUCCAAUUCUGCUAUUCAAUUUCCAUUUUCUUCCACACAACACUGGAGUUGCAUUGGGUGAUUUUACUCCUAGUCCUGGGUGUGGAUGUGAUGUGAGUGUUUGACUAGUGAAAAGCAUAUAAUUAUGAUUGUAUUAAAAGUUAAAAUGUUUUGUUUCACGUUGAAAGUUGAAAGUUGUAUUUAGUGGUGAUGGAAAUUAAGAGUAUUAUUCUUAA
This is a messenger RNA of Ipomoea triloba (trilobed morning glory), 1419 nucleotides long. RefSeq names its product E3 ubiquitin-protein ligase MBR1-like. The transcript has 5 exons. Lineage: Eukaryota; Viridiplantae; Streptophyta; Magnoliopsida; Solanales; Convolvulaceae. Bases 184 to 1140 code for a protein of 318 amino acids. Gene Ontology annotation, molecular function: ubiquitin protein ligase activity. The record is from RefSeq and is a predicted model, not a curated record.